CACAGGACAACGUGCGACGACGGACCGACGGACCGCGUGCGCGUGCCGCCCGCGGUCGGAGGCCGGUCGAAAAAUUUCAACAAACGGCAACAGCGCCCGCAAGCAGCGCCAUCUGGGAGCCGCGCUGGGAACUAGUGAUAAGCUGAGCUGUCUGCUUGUUUUUCCCUCGGCAUGUGUUUGAAUCGGCUGGGCAAGUUUUAACUGAUUGUAACCGGGCAAGAGCGACUCAGGUGUUUGUUCACAAUCUGCCAUAUCAAACAAGAGUCGGCAACAGCAAGCCAUAUCAUGAUUUCGUUUAUCUACCGAUGCAUUCGGCCGAAAUGCCACCAAAACGUACAACAAUAUCGCUGUAUCGGAACAAAACAUAGAGCCAUUGAUAAAGUUCUUAUUGCCAAUCGAGGCGAAAUAGCAUGCAGAAUAAUGCGCUCAGCUAAACGUAUGGGAAUGCGUACUGUUGCUGUAUAUAGUGAUGCAGAUGUAAAGUCUAUGCAUGUAGCAAUGGCAGAUGAAGCUUUCAACAUUGGCCCUGCAGCAUCACAAGAAAGUUACUUAAGAGCAGACAAAAUUUUGAAAUUAGCUGCAGAAUCAGGCUGCCAAGCCAUUCACCCAGGAUAUGGAUUCCUUUCUGAAAAUGCAGAAUUUGCUGAGCUUUGUGAAAAGACUAAUGUCACAUUCAUUGGACCACCAGCCAGUGCUAUUCGAGAUAUGGGAAUCAAAAGCACUUCUAAAGCUAUAAUGGAUGCUGCUGGAGUUCCUGUGAUUCAAGGAUACCACGGAGAAGACCAGUCCAUUGAAAGACUGAUGUCUGAGGCCCAGAAAAUUGGUUAUCCAUUGAUGAUAAAGGCAGUUCGAGGGGGUGGAGGGAAGGGUAUGAGGAUAGCCCUAUCAGAAUCAGAAUUCAAAUCUCAGCUGGACUCAGCUAAGAGGGAAUCUAUGAAGGCCUUUGGUGAUGAUGCAGUUCUUUUGGAGCGCUAUGUUCAAAAACCUAGGCAUGUUGAAGUACAGGUAUUUGGAGACAAACACGGUAAUUAUGUAUAUUUGGCUGAGAGGGACUGCAGUGUCCAGCGUCGGCAUCAGAAAGUCAUUGAAGAGGCACCAGCUCCAGGCGUGUCGGCUGAACUUCGAGCCAAGCUGGGGGCUGCUGCUGUAGCUGCAGCCAGAGCAGUCAAUUAUGUUGGUGCCGGCACUGUGGAGUUCAUAAUGGAUUACGUUUCCCUCGACUUCCACUUCAUGGAGAUGAACACCAGACUGCAGGUGGAGCAUCCAAUCACUGAAAUGAUCACUGGCACUGACCUUGUGGAAUGGCAGCUCAAGGUUGCUGCUGGAGAGAAACUGCCUCUGACUCAAGAGCAAAUCCCUGUUAAUGGGCAUGCAUUUGAAGCUCGUAUUUAUGCUGAAGAUCCUCAAAAUAAUUUUAUGCCUGGAGCUGGACCGCUUCUUCAUCUUCUGACUCCCACUCCUGGUUCAGAUGUUCGAGUUGAAACAGGAGUCCGACAAGGUGAUGAGGUGUCAGUUCAUUAUGACCCUAUGAUAGCCAAAUUGGUUGUAUGGGGAAACAAUCGAGAUGAAGCUCUGAGGAAGCUUCACACCAACUUGUGUGAUUAUAAUAUUGUUGGUCUGGAAACAAAUGUCAAUUUUCUUAUGAAUCUAUGCCAACAUAAGGAGUUCCAGAAAGGGAAUGUCCACACCGGAUUUAUUCCUGAAUAUCAUGAGAAUCUAUUUCCAAAACAAAAUGUUUCUGACAAUCUUUUAGUCCAGGCUGCAUUUGCAUCUGUUCUCUGUGAACUAAAUGAUGCUAUUGUCGGUACUGUCCAAAACAAUGAUUUUUCUGACAGUCUUUCUGGAUUUCGUCUCAAUCACAAAUUGAGCAGAAAAAUAAAGCUGUUGGCUGGUGGACAAGAAUAUGCAACUGAAGUAAAAUACAAUUCACCUCAGGACUACAAAAUAAGUGUAAAUGGUGGAGAUGAUUAUAUUGUUUCUGGGUGUCUCAUAAAAAAUAAUGGUAAACUUAGUCUAACUUCUUCAGUAAAUGGGCACAUGAGCAAAUCAAUUGUUGUUAUCGCUGAGAGGGACAUAUAUUUGUUCACAGAAAAUGGAAAAUUUCAAUUCACUAUCCCAAUCCCGAAGUUUGUGAAUGAGCUAUCAAAGGAAAGUGGAGUGAAGGAAGGUGCUGCUAUUUCUCCUAUGCCCGGUGUAGUGGACAAAGUAUUUGUCAAAAUUGGUGACAAGGUUGCAGUAGGGGAUCCUUUGCUGGUCAUUAUUGCUAUGAAAAUGGAAUAUGUCAUCAAGGCUCCAAAGGAUGGAGAGAUCGAGAAGAUACUAUAUAACCCUGGGCAAAAUGUUCGUAAAAAUGCAUCACUUGUCCAAUUUGUUGGAGAUGAAUGAUUUUUCCAUUUUUUAGAACUAUGCAUUUUAAUCAUGGUUGAGUGUCUUAAUGGAUCUGAUUCAUGCUGAUCAUGGCUUUUUUAUCACCUAAGGUACAAAUUGAUUUGUUUUAUUACUGUAUUACUUUCUUGAGUUUGUUGACUGUCAUUUCCUUCAGCUAUUUUGCCAUUUUUCAAUGGAAAGUGUGUAUCUGUUGUUAUUUUUUAAUUUAGACUUUGUCAAUUAAAUAAAAAUUGUUUUUUUAUAUUGUUGAAAA
Messenger RNA from Thrips palmi, 2641 nucleotides. It is a transcript of the gene Mccc1, whose product is annotated as methylcrotonoyl-CoA carboxylase subunit alpha, mitochondrial. NCBI's taxonomy places the organism in Eukaryota, Metazoa, Arthropoda, Insecta, Thysanoptera, Thripidae. Bases 286 to 2385 code for a protein of 699 amino acids. The transcript has 13 exons. Gene Ontology annotation, molecular function: ATP binding; methylcrotonoyl-CoA carboxylase activity; metal ion binding. Gene Ontology annotation, cellular component: mitochondrion. The record is from RefSeq and is a predicted model, not a curated record.